ACAACCCACAUGUCUGCCUCGGCCUCCCGGUCAGUGGGUGAGAGGCGAGCGAGACGUACGCCUCGGGGGCGUUGCGAUGUCCGUGACCAACUAUUGGCGCAUAAUCAGCUGACGACAGGAAGUAAAAUUUUAGUUUUCUUUGUGUUUUGACACAUGCAGUGAAGUGGCGUACCUUCAAAGAGAGGCUCGAGCCAGUAGUUUCCAGAUUUUCUUUGUCAUUCUCGAUUUGACUAUCAGCGAGUGUAGACGUUUUGCUAUUCUGUGUUUCAUUCAUUAUAGAGAUUUGCGUUCUAUUCUGAGUUUUCAAGCGAUUUCUACGAUUGUGAUCUUGAGACAACAUCACUGUUGAGAAGUCAUCAUGAAUCAAGACUUGUGUGAGGAGUCCACGACUCAUGUCCAGAAACUGGUCAACGUCCAGACGACGGACGACUCUGAGAGGAGUACGUUUGUUGGGGGUCAUGACCUGAAAGAUGGAGUGGGGUCAGGAAGUUCGUUGGCUGGUGGCGCGGGGACGACCAUGGCUGGUAGGAAGGCAACAGGCAAGAGACCUAGAUCUAGCCGCGCGGUACUCAAACAAGAUGUUGCAAAAGGUUCUAAGAAAGGGGAAAAGACGUCUAUCCCUGAAGGCAUGUCUAAUGUCCAGCCUGUGGCAAACUUCAUCCCUGCCUGGUUGGCUCAGUCGGGCCUGCUGUCCCUGGUGCAGACCGAAGACACGUCAUCCUCAUCGGAGCUGUUGUCAUCGGCUAAGUCAUCUUUGUUAGUUGCGACAUCGUCGUCAGUUGAUCAGUCCUCGUUAGUGGAGACAUUCUCAUCUACUAAGCCAUCUUCAUCAGUAGAGAAAUCUUCACCAGGUGACCCGUCUUCGUUUGCUGAGAUACUUUCAAGGAAGAAGGAAACUAGAGGGACUCAGGCGUCCAUCAGUCCAUCUUCUGGCUCAAGAAAAUCAAGCCUGAAGAUGUCUUCAGUCGCCAGAAGCUCUUCCUCCUUGCCCCCGAUGCCCCUGUCGGGCAACACAAAGACUGACAUACUCACCGGUAUCACCGAGCAUGCGAGAGAGCCUGCUAGUGCUGGAGAAUCCAAACCCUCAGAUAAAACCUUGUCACGUCCAUCGGUGCCUGCAGGGUCUUCAACAAGACCCUCGUCACAACAGUCUGUAACACGCAUGACACCACGACCUCGCAGCGUAUACACCUGGAUAAACCCAGAGCUCAGACAGAAACAUUACCAGGGCUCCUCCACUUCUGGUGUUGUCAGAGGUGCUGCGGGACAACCGAGACACCCACGACCCCGUAGCGUAUACUCAUGGGUCAACCCAAACCUUAGACAAGCUCAGGUUUCCGCCGCUCCCGGUUUCAAGAGCGUUAGUCAACAAGUCAGCAACAGGUCGAGUCCUCCGCUGAGCUGUUCCAAUACUUCCCGAUUUCCCAAGACAUCCUCCCCUCCUUCUCUGCACCCAGACUCUAACAGCACAGCUUUGGGCCAUGUGGGAAGACAGGAAAAGUCUACUCAACUACAGGAUAGACAGUUCUUUGCUCCAUUGCCCAUCGUAACUGUCUCUAGAAUGCCGCCAAUGCCGACGUUCUGGGAAUUCAAACCUCUUGAAUUCAGUGAGGUGAUCGUGGUACACGCGGAGAGCCCAACUAGUUUUGUGGUAAGGAAUUUAUUAUAUUUUCCCACUAACUCACUCAUAAUGCAUUCUUUAACCUCAUUAACUGACUUAAUCACUCAUGCAUCCUAACAUUAAUUCAAUUACUUAUUCACUUAUCCAUUAACUUAUUCAUUCAUUCUUAAUUUCAGUUACUUAUUUACCUAUUCAGUUAUUCGUUUACUGAUUCUCUCAUUCAGUAAUUCAUUUACAUAUUCAUUCA
Messenger RNA from Aplysia californica (California sea hare), 1868 nucleotides. RefSeq names its product mucin-12-like. The record is from RefSeq and is a predicted model, not a curated record. The coding region runs from base 359 to 1738 and encodes 459 amino acids. The transcript is spliced from 4 exons. Lineage: Eukaryota; Metazoa; Mollusca; Gastropoda; Aplysiida; Aplysiidae.